Paramisgurnus dabryanus is the source of this 2588-nucleotide messenger RNA. RefSeq lists its product as uncharacterized. Gene Ontology annotation, cellular component: nucleoplasm. The record is from RefSeq and is a predicted model, not a curated record. Gene Ontology annotation, biological process: positive regulation of DNA-templated transcription; negative regulation of DNA-templated transcription. NCBI's taxonomy places the organism in Eukaryota, Metazoa, Chordata, Actinopteri, Cypriniformes, Cobitidae.
GCAUAUUUAAGGUCUUCAUUGUGGGUCCAGUGCUGCAGGCGGCGCAGUGGUUCGUCGAAGACUGGUUGAAACAUUAAAUCUCACAGAGUAAAUGGACAUAUAAACACACGUUAACUACACGUAUUGAGCAGCUUUGAUGCACAAAAAUGUUUCGGGGAUCGUCGAAUACCGACUAUCGCCGGCCACCGGUUCCGCCCUCAGGAUUCGUUCAACCCCCGUCAUCUUUUGGACCUCCGCCGUUCUGCCCCCCAUACAAUGGACCUCCAGGCCCUGGAUACUGCGGUCCACCGCUAGGUCCUCCGUCGGGACUUCUGCAGGCCAGUGCUUACAGCACAUUAUACGAGAACCGAUCCUUUACAAGCCACAAUGCUGCCCAAAGUGUAUCCACGCAAUCCACGCUGCUAAGCCCACAACUCGCAUCUUCAAAUCAGCCCCAGCUUGGUCACUCCUCGCAAAGCUGGUCUACCCAGAAGCAGGAUGAGCAAAACCAAGAAGUCAGGAAAAAAGCAGAAGAGUUUCUUCGAAUCUUGGAAGCAAGUAGCCGAAUUGAGCAGACGGGAGACAAAAGCAGCUCUGGGGAUCAUACUUCAGAUAAACGUCUUCACAGCCGAGGACGUAGUCGUAGCAGAGGGAAGAGCCGCCCGCGCAGUCGCAGUAGGAGCCAUGACAGGAGCCGGGGCCACAGUCGAGCACGCAGUCGUUGUCGUGGAAAAAGCCGAGCUCGCAGCCGAUCGCGCAGUGGGAGCCGCAGUCGAGCUAAAAGUCGCACAAGGGCUAAAAGUCGCCCAAGGAGUCGUAGUGGUAGUCGUAGUCGUGGGAAGAGUGUAACACGCUCCAAGAGUCAACCACGCCAGAGCCCUAGUAAGAGUAAACCGUCGUUCACGGUGACCGUAGGAAACAAUCACAGCUCAACUGGUACCAAUGUUGGUGGUAGUACCAUGCCUGAUUUGUUUUAUGGCCUACGAGAGAUCCUACAAAACAAAGAUCUGGAUAAACACCUGCCUUUGGUCAAGAAUGCCCUUCUUAGGAACCAGAGUUCUGAGGAGACAAAGGGAACGUUUCUGGAAAACCAGCCUGCCAUAACAGGCUUCCAGAACUAUGAGCCAAAGUUACAACCUGAAAUCUCUGCUGGACUCAAUUAUGGCUCUCUGCUCCCUCACGAGAGAGUUGGAGGAAGUAGCAGCAGCAGCAGCAGCUUUUCCAAUAUCUUAUUCUGGAACACCUCCAACCAGCAGCCUGAAAUCAAGCCUGAAAUUCACAGUGUUGAAGAUGAGGAGAAAUUCCUUUAUGGAGAGGAAGAGGAGAGAGCCAAACCCCAGGCUGUGACGGUUCCGUUAGCCCAGAGUAUAUCUGUGAGGUCUCCGGUUUAUCAUGAUGUAGGUAAAGAACCCCAUUAUCAAAGUCUACAGGAACCGAAGGCUCCUGCCACGCCUGGCAUUCAGCCUGCUGGUUCAGGACCUGUGAAAGUCACUCCAGAUGAUUGUGAGAAGGUGAGAAAUCUCCUGAGGACCAUCGGACUGAAUCCAGGCAUGGCUGACAUCUGUAAAAUGGCCGCAAGACUGAAGGAGAAGAGGGAGGAACCAGGAGGUGCCUCAGCGCAGCAACCGCUCAAACCAGCUCUGGAGUUUCUACAGGCAUUGUCCAAAGCAUCCAAAAGUGAUGACAGUCGGAGUAAUCGUUCUGGAAGCAACCAUUCUAAUCGUGAAUCAAAGCGAGAGAAGAAGGUGGAUGAAAAGGAGAAAGAAAAACGAGAGAAGCAAAUACAGAAGAAAAGGAAAGAGUAUUUGGUGAAGGAACUUGAGGGUCUGCUGAAACAGGAAGGCAGUGGGGAUUUGAUCCCAGUGAUGGGUUUCUUCUGCCAGCGCUGUGAGGAGUUUUUUGGGGAUCUGAAUAGUGCUCAGAAACAUGUUGACGGUCACAAACACGGUGAAAAAAAGCAGGUGGGGUCACAGGAACAGCACAGGGAUGCUAAAAGACAUGGAGAUCAGCAACAAACAUCAUCUCAUAAGAGAGAGAGUCCUGCCAAUAAGGGUGAGAAGUCACGUGUUCACCAGGAUCACAAAGAACACAGUCCUGACAGGAAACGCAUCAAAGAUGAAAAACAUCCUCAAACGCAACAUGAAUCAGAGGUCAAACACAGUAAAGAUGAGAGUAAAGAUAAACCUAAAGACAAACAGGAUGAUAAUGAGGAUGCAGAAUCGACAAAGAGUGAGAAAAAGAAAAAGAAGAAAGAGAAGAAAUUGAAAAAGAAGGAAAAGAAGAAGAAGAAAGAUAAGAAGAAAGAAGAAGCUGGUUCGCCUUAGAGUUUAGGGGUGUUUCUGUACGGUCAGCAUUGUUCAAUUCCUGAUCUUUGAUUAUUCUUCUGCUGGAUAAAGGUUUUGUUCAUGACGGUUCUUGACAGUUCCCAUGUUUCACACUCCGAUGACAUCCAGUGCAGUGUUUGUUUCCCUUAUAAAGAAACCACUUUCAACCCAUUACGUUAAAUGUAAAACCAGAGAUUGUCAAGCGUGCAGAGCCUGGUCACUUCUAUAAUGUGCACAACAGUCAGAUAUUCUGGUUUUGUUUUAAGUAAAGAAUGUUCUCUUCAA